GGGGCGCAGGCAGGGACCCUCCGCUCCCCUCUCCGUCUGCCGCCCGGACGGGCCUCCGCGGCGGCGCGAGGAAGGGGUGUUGGGUCGCCAGGGCCCGCCUCCCAGCUGCCCCGACCGCCGGGGGGCCUGGCGGUGACGGCGGCGCCUGGCGGCGGGGAUUUGGCGCGGGCCGGGGGCCGGGGCCGGGGCGCGGGGGCGCGGGGCUGGAUUCCUAGGGCCGCGGCGCUUCCCGGCAUGCUCCGCUGCAGGCCCGCGCCCGCGCCCGGACUUUGCCAUCGGCGAGGCAGUCGCGGGAUGCGCCCGGGAGCCGCAGCCUGAGGCCCUCAGGUCUCUGAAGGUGUCGUGGAGGAACCUGGCACCUGCCAUCCUCUCCCCCAGUUUGCCACUUCCAGCAGCUUUAGCCCAUGAGGAGGAUGUGAGCGGGACUGAGUCAGGAGCCCUCUGGAAGCAUGGAGACCGUGGUGAUUGUUGCCAUAGGUGUGCUGGCCACCAUCUUUCUGGCGUCGUUUGCAGCCUUGGUGCUGGUUUGCAGGCAGCGCUACUGCCGGCCGCGAGACCUGCUGCAGCGCUAUGAUUCUAAGCCCAUUGUGGACCUCAUUGGUGCCAUGGAGACCCAGUCUGAGCCCUCUGAGUUAGAACUGGACGAUGUCGUUAUCACCAACCCCCACAUUGAGGCCAUUCUGGAGAAUGAAGACUGGAUCGAAGAUGCCUCGGGUCUCAUGUCCCACUGCAUUGCCAUCUUGAAGAUUUGUCACACUCUGACAGAGAAGCUUGUUGCUAUGACAAUGGGCUCUGGGGCCAAGAUGAAGACUUCAGCCAGUGUCAGCGACAUCAUUGUGGUGGCCAAGCGGAUCAGCCCCAGGGUGGAUGAUGUUGUGAAGUCGAUGUACCCUCCGUUGGACCCCAAGCUCCUGGACGCACGAACGACUGCCCUGCUCCUGUCUGUCAGUCAUCUGGUGCUGGUGACAAGGAAUGCCUGCCAUCUGACAGGAGGCCUGGACUGGAUUGACCAGUCUCUGUCGGCUGCUGAGGAGCAUUUGGAAGUCCUUCGAGAAGCAGCCCUAGCUUCUGAGCCAGAUAAAGGCCUCCCAGGCCCCGAAGGCUUCCUGCAGGAGCAGUCUGCAAUUUAGUGCCUAUAGGCCAGCAGUUAGCCAUGAAGACCUCUGCCGCCAUCCCUGGGUGGCUCAGCUUAGCCUUCUACUUUUUCCUGUAGAGUUAGUUGUUGUCCACGGCUGGAGAGUUCAGCUGUGUGUGCAUAGUAAAGCAGGAGAUCCCUGUCAGUUUAUGCCUCUUUUGCAGUUGCAAACUGUGGCUGGUGAGUGGCAGUCUAAUACUACAGUUAGGGGAGAUGCCAUUCACUCUCUGCAUAGAGGAGCAUUGAAAACUGGUGGACUGUCAGCUUUAUUUAGCUCACCUAGUGUUUUCAGGAAAAUUGAGCCACCGUUUAAGAAAUCAAGAGGUUUCACAUUAAAAUUAGAAUUUCUGGCCUCCCUCGAUCGGUCAGAAUGUGUGGCAAUUCUGAUCUGCAUUUUCAGAAGAGGACAAUCAAUUGAAACUAAGUAGGGAUUUCUUCUUUUGGCAAGACUUGUAUUCUCUCACCUGGUCUGUUUCAUUUAUUUGUAUUAUCUGCCUGGUCCCUGAGGCGUCUGAGUCCUCCCCCUUAGAGGUUUGGGUUUGAAGCUGAGGAACUACAAAGUUGAUGAUUUCUUUUUUAUCUUUAUGCCUGCAAUUUUACCUAGCUACCACUAGGUGGAUAGUAAAUUUAUACUUAACAUUUC
Symphalangus syndactylus (siamang) is the source of this 1778-nucleotide messenger RNA. RefSeq names its product transmembrane protein 98 (gene TMEM98). Gene Ontology annotation, cellular component: endoplasmic reticulum. NCBI's taxonomy places the organism in Eukaryota, Metazoa, Chordata, Mammalia, Primates, Hylobatidae. The record is from RefSeq and is a predicted model, not a curated record.